Messenger RNA from Cheilinus undulatus (humphead wrasse), 2388 nucleotides. It is a transcript of the gene serpind1, whose product is annotated as serpin peptidase inhibitor, clade D (heparin cofactor), member 1. The transcript is spliced from 7 exons. The coding region runs from base 140 to 1654 and encodes 504 amino acids. The record is from RefSeq and is a predicted model, not a curated record. Gene Ontology annotation, biological process: blood coagulation; negative regulation of endopeptidase activity. Gene Ontology annotation, molecular function: serine-type endopeptidase inhibitor activity. NCBI's taxonomy places the organism in Eukaryota, Metazoa, Chordata, Actinopteri, Labriformes, Labridae.
CACUGCCCCGUUCGUUCUAUUUGAUCUGGUCUAUUUGUUCAGGAGGUGCUCACAUCAAAGUUCAGUUUUGUACUCAAUUCUUUGCUUUUAGCCCUACAAACAGCAACAGCUCAGCACUUCCUACAGCACACAUUUCAGUAUGUGGGUCACCAUCAUCAUCUCUGUGGCCUGUCUGCUGGUCAGUCCGUCUCUAGCUGGGAUCAAAGACCUCGCCUCUCAUUUCACUGACCCUCAGCCAGACCCUCGAGGCCUUGAAGAGGGGGUUGUGGAUUUAGAGGCCAUCCCCUUGGAGUUCCACAAAGAAAACACGAUCACCAAUGACCUUGUGUUUGAUGGCUUUGAGGAGGAUGAUUAUCUUGAUUUUGAUAAGAUCUUGGCAGCAGGCAAUGAUGACUACAUUGAAGGGGAUGAGAUAGACGACAUUGCAACACCAGCUCCUGACAUCGACAUCUUCGCUGAACCAUCAGACCCAAAGAUCCGACGUGCUAGGCUCUUACGCUUGUUCAAUGGUCGUUCUCGUCUCCAGCGUAUUAACAUUGUCAACGCUAAUUUUGGUUUCAACCUCUAUCGAAGUCUUCGAAAUGACGUCAACCAGACUGACAACAUCCUGCUGGCACCUGCUGGGAUCUCCAUCGCUAUGGGGAUGAUGUCUUUAGGCGCAGGAUCGGAAACUCAUGAUCAGAUCUACAAAGCUCUGGGAUUUGCCGAGUUUGUCAACGCCAGCCAUCACUAUGACAACACCACAGUACACAAGCUGUUCAGGAAGCUGACCCACCGGCUCUUCAGGAGGAACUUUGGCUACACACUGCGCUCUGUGAAUGAUGUCUACGUGAAGAGAAAUGUCUCAGUGAAGGAUACUUUCCGUGCAACGACAAAGGCGUUUUAUUUCGCAGAGCCACAGUCAGUGGAUUUCGGGGAUCCAGCAUUCCUCAACAAAGCAAACCGUCGCAUCCUGAAGCUGACCAAAGGACUGAUCAAGGAACCGCUAAGGAGUGUCGAUCCAAACAUGGUGUUGAUGUUGCUCAACUACCUGUACUUCAAAGGAACAUGGGAACAAAAGUUCCCCAAAGACAUGACUCACUAUCGGAACUUCAGAGUUAAUGAAAAGACAACUGUCCGUGUGCCAAUGAUGACCAACAAGGGGAACUAUCUCGCAGCGGCUGACCAUGAACUGGAGUGUGACAUCCUGCAGCUUCCAUACACAGGAAACAUCAGCAUGCUUAUUGCUAUGCCGAGGAAGAUGGCUGACAUGAGGAAACUUGAACAGGAGAUCUCUUCUACUGUUGUCAACAAAUGGCUCAAGAAUAUGACUAACAGGACUCGAGAGGUGGUGCUGCCUCGGUUUAAACUGGAGCAAAACUAUGACUUGAUUCCAAAUUUGAAAGAGAUGGGACUCACUGACUUGUUCCAAGAGAGUGCAGAUUUCUCUGGGAUGACUUCUGAAAAGGUUGCCAUGAACUAUCUGAAGCACCAGGGAACCAUCACUGUGAAUGAAGAGGGUACAGAAGCUGCUGCUUUGACCCAGGUGGGCUUCAUGCCCCUCUCCUCUCAGAUCCGCUUCACUGUGGACCACCCCUUCCUCUUCCUGAUCUAUGAGCACCGCACUGACUGCCUUGUGUUCAUGGGUCGGGUGGCCAAUCCCUCACAGAGCUAAACCUGACCAAAAAAAGCCCUCCUUAACAGCUAAGCUUUCAUUAAUAAUCACAUGCUAAAGUGUAAAUUCCAAACAAAAUAUCUGUGAUUUAAACCCGUGGUAUUUGUUUUUUAAAAGCUGGAGACUUCUAGAAGUAAAAGAUGUAAAUGUAACACCAAGUAAUAAGGAUAUACCUGUAUGUAGAGUCCUACUGAACAUUUAAACUUCUAUUUGUUUACCAAUGUGGUUUGAGUCUUUUGGGGGAGGCAAAAAAAGUUGUAGCUUCAUCAUGGAAAAAGUUUUCAAAUAAAUACCAUUUGAAAGUUAACAGUGAUUUAAAUAAUUCUAUGUUUAAACUGUUCUUGAAAAUCCAUGCUCUAGGAUUUUUAUUCAGCAGUAAACUGUUGACAUGGAUGUUUGUACUGCAGCUAUUAAUUAUUAACUAAAAAUAUUUGUUGAUAAAGUUAAACUCUAACUACUAAAGCACUCAAAAUCUCAUAGGGAUAAUUCAACAGAGGGUAAUAUUACAACACAAAUUCUUGUUUUAAAUGAUUGUAGAUAAUCUCAAUAUUUCUGUAGUUAAUGCAGACAUUACAUACUCACCACAGCAAUCACUGGAAUGAGGACUCCAAGAUUUCCUGCACUACUUGAUGCCUACAAGAGAUAAAGAGCCAUUACUAAUCUAACAACAAGCUGUUAUGAAUUUCCUGUUGUGUUUCUAUGUUCAUGUAUUAAAGCACGUACUUUCAGCGCUG